This is a messenger RNA of Chaetomium strumarium, 1857 nucleotides long. Its product is annotated as Catenin-beta-like protein. The transcript is spliced from 3 exons. Gene Ontology annotation, cellular component: spliceosomal complex. Bases 55 to 1857 code for a protein of 600 amino acids. The record is from RefSeq and is a predicted model, not a curated record. Lineage: Eukaryota; Fungi; Ascomycota; Sordariomycetes; Sordariales; Chaetomiaceae.
AGCAUCACAGCCUUUCCUUCUCACAACAAUCCACCAACCCGUUACUAUCACACCAUGAACAUAGAUGAACUCUUCCAGAAAUCCGGGAUCCCCAGCAAACGCAAGCUGGAACCCGUCCGAGACCCAACCGAAAUCUACAAAUCCACCAAGCUCCCAUCCACCACCAACCGCCAUGCCCGCGUAGACGACUUCCACCAAGCCUACACCGAAGCAGGACCCCUCCCACCCACCGACGGCGACGACGAAGCCGACUACGGCCCGUCCGCCCCACCUCCCGACGACGACGAAGAAGAAGCAGGCGACGACGAAGAAGGCCGCUUCUUCGGCGGCGGCAUCUCGCGCACCGAGCGCGAGAUCCUCGACUUCGUCGACUCCGCCGGCAAUCAGGAGGAGGACGCCGCGAUCCCCGCCGACAGCGACGAAAGCGUCGACCUGUCGUGGCUCAAACGCACCGCGCUCGCCUUCGAGAAGAAGAUCACGCGCAACGCCGAGCUGCGCGCGCGCCACGCCGAUGAGCCGCACAGGUUCAUCGACUCCGAGGCCGAUCUGGACGCGGCCAUCAAGACGCUGUCGAUCCUGUCGGAGCACCCGAGCCUGUACCCGGACUUUGCGCGGCUGGGCUGCGUGGGCAGCCUCGUGUCGCUGCUGGCGCACGAGAACACGGAUAUUGCGAUCGACGCGGUCGAGAUCGUCGACGAGCUGACCGACGAGGACGUGGCCGCCAGCGAGGAGCAGUGGAGCGCGCUGGUGGAUGCCCUGCUCGAGGCCGAUCUGCUGGGUCUGUUGGUGAGCAACUUCCACCGGCUGGACGAGAGCCAGGAGGCGGACCGCGAGGGGGUGUAUCGCGGGUUGGGCGUGGUGGAGAAUCUGUGCUCGAAGCCCGAGACAGCCGAGGUUGUGGGCGCGGACGAGGCGCUGCUGAAGUGGUUGCUGGAACGGGCGGGGCGCGCGGAGAAGCCGGUGGGGCAGAACAAGCAGUAUGCGGCGGAGAUAUUGGCGAUUCUGGUGCAAAGUUCGACGAAGAAUCGGAGGAGGCUUGCCGAGUUGGACGCCGUAGAUGCGCUGCUGCAGCUCGUGGCGGCGUACCGGAAGCGGGACCCCGAGAAGGGCGGGGACGAGGAGGAGUACAUGGAGAACCUGUUCGAGGCGCUGACCUGCAUUGCGGAUGAGCCCGAGGGCAAGGCUAAGUUUGUCGACGCCGAGGGUGUCGAGCUGUGCUUGAUCAUGCUCAAGGAAGGGAAGCUGAGCAAACCGGCUGCGUUGCGCCUGCUCGACCAUGCCGCCACCGGGCCGGCCGGGAGCGGUGUCUGCCAGAAGAUUGUGGAAGCCGGUGGGCUCAAGACGACGUUCACCAUGUUCAUGAAGAAGCAGGACCAGCGGACAACGGAGCACCUCUUGGGCAUUUUCGCCUCCAUGCUGAGGCUCCUUCCGGCCGAUUCGGCGGAGCGGAUCCGCACAUUGAGCAAGUUCGUGGAGAAGGACUACGAGAAGACCGUGAAGCUGAUGAGGCUGAGAGGCGAGUACGCGGGCGUCAUGAAAGGGGUCGAUGACCGGAUCAAGGAGGAGCAGAGGGGGAUGAGUGAGGACGAGAGGGAAGAGAUGGCCGACGACUGGUUCUCUCGACGGCUCGAUGCCGGGCUGUUCUGUCUGCAGACCAUUGAUGUCAUCUUGGCAUGGCUGGUCGCGGAGGACGACGGGGCCAAGAAGAAGAUACAAGCGUUAUUAGCCGACAGGGACGAGACAUUUGCCACCAUCAGAGCGACGAUUCAGGAGCAGAUUGACGGGAUUGACGCCGAGACUGCGGAUGCGAAAGAGACGAAGGAGAUGCUGGCGACACUGGUAGAGUUUCUGGAAUGA